CUUUAUUUUUACUUUUUAUUAUUGCCUUCGCUGUUUAUUGCUUGCGUCCUUGUCUCCAACAACAACCUCAUCACAAUGUCACUCCAAUGGGCAGCCGUGUUUGGCGUUCUCUGUGCCGAGAUUCUCGCCUUCCUGGUGCUGCUCGUCAUUCCGCACGGACCGUACCUGGCACGGAUUGCCAGGUCGCAGCUGUUUGCCAAGGUCAAGUUCGGCCUGCGCAUAUUGGGCUACAUCCUGGCGUUCUUCUUCCUUGAUGCCAUGCGACUCAUGUACCGCAUCGAGAUGGAGAAGGGAACGCUCGGGUUGACGCCGCCGCCAGCGGAUGCGUACGACAAUUUCAACAUGCGCCUCUUCCGCGCGCAACGCAACGCGUACCUCAACUUUUUCGCCGUGUUCCUCCUGCUAGUGCUCAACCGAUUCGGGCAUUCAAUUUUCGAGCUCGCCGAGCUCAAGGAGAAAUGCGCACUUCUCGAAGAAGCUGCUCCCGAGCAACUGGUGGAAAAGGUGGAUCGCCUGGUUGCCUCUCGGUACGACACCACUCCUGCCACCGACGCGGCGGCGGCCGACAUGAUGGAGAAUCUGUCGCAGCACAAGUCGGCUGCCUCCGAGCUCGCCGAGCAAAGUCAGCAAGAGCAGGAAGAGCAAGUUCAAAGCCAAGAAGAAACCCUGCAGCCGCUCUUGGAUGGCGCAAAGGGCAUUUCGGCGUUCGGCACCGUCUCGGACAACAUUUUGCCGCACAACCGCGUUCUGCCACCCAAGGAGGAAGGGUUGCCCGCCGAGUACGUCAACAAGCUCAAGGACUCUCCUGUGCCCGCCGAGUCGCUUGUCUCGCGCUUGACGCAUCGCAUGACCGGACGCACAGAGUAACCGCCGCGGAGCGCCAAGAAUGGUUGUCCGAUUGAUUCUGUCGCGUGCGCUCUCGAUUUCUCUUGGCUUGUUUUGUCAUAUGCGAAUGGAAAUGCACGCAUUUGAGUGGA
Messenger RNA from Capsaspora owczarzaki ATCC 30864, 977 nucleotides. RefSeq lists its product as hypothetical. Gene Ontology annotation, biological process: endoplasmic reticulum to Golgi vesicle-mediated transport; intracellular protein transport. The transcript has 4 exons. The record is from RefSeq and is a predicted model, not a curated record. The coding region runs from base 76 to 867 and encodes 263 amino acids. Lineage: Eukaryota; Filasterea; Ministeriida; Capsasporidae. Gene Ontology annotation, cellular component: endoplasmic reticulum membrane; endoplasmic reticulum.